This is a messenger RNA of Prorocentrum cordatum, 2985 nucleotides long. NCBI's taxonomy places the organism in Eukaryota, Dinophyceae, Prorocentrales, Prorocentraceae. The record is from the annotation of a GenBank genome assembly.
AUGGUCAACCUGAGGGUGCUCAAGACCAACAGGGCCGGGAGCAUCAUGCGCCCCAGUGGGUCUAAGGCCCUAGGCAACUCAGCCUUUGUCUCGCAAGAGAUUGCGCGUUCUCUUGGCUUCCUAGCAGGACCAGCUGCAGCAGCCGGAGAGGACAAGGUGGACGAGGUGAGCGCGCAGCUGGCGAAGGCUAGCGAACACAACUCGCUCACAACUGGUGCGAGUUUUAUUCAGAGGAUGCGUUCGGGGCGGGUUGGUACGUCGCUGAUGCUAUUGACGCUCUGCUACGCAACGUCGGCGAGCGGGAACAACUGCGUUUACUCGAUAGAGAAGGAAAGCUCCAGAUCCGCGGCAGAUCAGAAGGGCUUUGAGUCCACAGCGCGCUCGUGUUUCAAGAAGUGUCGUUUGCAGGCUGCUUCCAACGGAAUCUCGGAGGUCGCGACUUGGUCGUUCGGACUCGCGCUGCUCGUUUCGAUCACGGCAUCCGUCGCCAGUUCAAUGGCUCUGAAGAGCUCCUUCAAGUAUGAGAACACGAUCGACCACCUCUCGACGGAGUUUACGGAGAAGUCUGCGAGAGAAGACGAGUUUCUUAACCUUCACGGUCUGGUGCGUCUUCACUUGCCUCAGGAGAAGCUAAAAGCAGGCCGCUUAUACGUGAUCAGCCCCAGUCAGGCAGAUCUGGCAGGAGUCGAACAAGACUUGAUGCAGCUGCGCAUCAAGAUCUUGAAGAAUGUCGACUUCGGUGAUCGCUCCUUUGGAGAUGGUGACGGAGACAAUCCUGGUGGCGGAGGCCCCCCUGCUGGUGAGCAGCGCGGCGAUCAAGCCGCAGAGGACUACUUCUCUGGUCCCCACAGCCCAUUCGAUCCAGGGUUCCCUGGCGGUGAAGACCCUGCGAGCGAGGCAGCAGCAGGCGCCGCCGCGCAUGGACCCGAGAAGUUCGCUGCGAAGGUCAGGUUCUUCGACGAGCGCGCAAGGGAUGAGAGGGAGAUGCGCGCUGCCCAGGAGACGAGGUCAGAGCCAGGCAGGGAUGCCGACAAGAAGGACGCAAAGGCGGGGGACAAGGCAGCUCCUUCUGGCGGCGGCGAUGGAAGCGCUGAUCCUGCUGGAGGAGGCGACGACUACCCGAAAGUCUACUACAAGAAUGUAUCUGGCCGCUUCAGUGACCAUCUGGUUGUUCAGAUACUGGCCAGUGAUCGAACGGUUUUCCAGAUGGACACCAAUCGCUUCAAGCUCACGAGCGUGUCAGAGUACCUCUUCUCGGCCAUCGCAGGCGCCAAGGUGGAGCUGCUGGAUGCCGCAGGAGCCGAGGCGGUGCCCACGGCCCGCCGGGCCGAGGCCGAGGCCGAGGCAGAGGCGCCGGAGGAUGCCGCCCAGGCCGAGGUGGAGGCGCCAGAGGCCACAGCGACGGCGGCCGGCGAGGCCGACAAGGCACGGGCAGAAGUGCCGGAGGCCAGGGCAGCGCCCGUGGCCGACGCGGCGCCCGAAGCCGAGGAGGCCGACGCUGCAGCUGCCGCCGGAGAGGCCGACGGAGAGGCGUCAGAGGACGAGGCGGCACCUGCGGCCGACGAUGCUCGGGAGGCCGACGAGGCGCCGCAGCCCGAGGAUGCGCGCGCAGCAGGCGAGGCCGAAGUGAAGGCGCCGAAGCCCUCCGCUGCUCAGGCGGUGGUCGCGGCCGACGAGGCCGAGGCGGCGGCGUCUGCAGCCGACGAGGCUGGGGCUGAGGUGCCCGAGACCGAGGCUGCGGUACCUGUGGUCGGCGAUGCGCAUGAGGCCGACGAGGCGCCACAGACUCAGGCGGCGGCCGAAGCAGGAAACGCCGCAGUGGCGGAGGCGCCCAAGACAGCGGCAGCCGAGGCGGCGGCCGCGGCAGUGGAGGCUGAGGCGGCCGAGUCGGCUGGCGAAGCCAGGGAGGAGGUGCCAGAGUCCAAAGCUGCGCCGGGGGCCGGUGAAGCACAGGACGCCGGACAUGUGCCCGAGGUCGGUGAGGCCGAGGCUGCAGCUGCAACCAACGUGGCCGAGGCAGAGGCGCCAGAGGCUGAGGCGGCACCCACGGCAGACGAGGCGCGGGAAGCCGACGAGGUGUCACAGGCCGAGGUGGCGGCCGCAGCCGGCCAAGCCGAGGUGGAGGCGCCAGAGGCCAGAGUGACCGCGCCCGACGAGGCCGACGCGGCGGUUGCUGCCGACGAGGCAGAGGCAGAAGCGCCAGGGGCCGCGGCAGCACUCCCGGCCGACGCGGAGCCCGAGUCCGAUGAAGCCGAGGGUGCAGACGCAACCGAAGAAGCCGAGGCAGAGGCGCCUCAGCCCGUGGCAGCACAGGCAGCCGACGAGGCGACAGAGGCCAGUGAAGCCAAGGGUGCAGCUGCUGCCGAAGCAGAAACGCCGCAGGCCGAGGCAGCACUGGCGGCCGACGUGGCGCCCGAGGCCGACGAGGCGCCACAGGUCGUAGAGGAUGCGGCCGCCUCAGCCGACCAAGCAGAGUUGGAGAAACAGGCGACCGCGACAUCCGGCACGGUGGCCGCGACCGACCAGGCCGAAUCGGGACCUGUGGCCAAGGAGGCGUUGGAGGCCGACGCGGCGCCAGAGGCCGAGGUGACGGCAGCUGCGGGCGAGGCCGACGUGGCGCUACAGGCCGCAACGGCCGAGGUGGCAGCCACGGCCGAGCAGUCCGAGGCCGAGGCUGCAGCCGACGAGGCCAGCGCGGAGGCACUUGAGGCCGAGGCGCCACGGACGGCCGACGAGGCACAGAAGGCGGGCGAGGCGCGGGAGGCCGAGGCGGCGGCCAGAGCCGACGGCGCCGAGGCGGAAGCGCCGAAGGCUGCGGCGGCAGAGGCGGCGGCCACGGCCGAGGAGGCCGAGGCUGCGGCUGGAGCCGACGAGGCGGGGGCGGCUGCGCCGGAGGCCGAGGCAAUGCCCGCGGUCGACGAGGCGCAGAAGGCCGGGGCGGAGUCGUCAGAAGAUGCUGGGGAGGCAGAGGUGGUGGGGCUGGAG